Molecule: messenger RNA, 2452 nt
Organism: Aedes aegypti (yellow fever mosquito)
Lineage: Eukaryota; Metazoa; Arthropoda; Insecta; Diptera; Culicidae
Product: glucose dehydrogenase [FAD, quinone]
Exons: 5
Coding region: 300-2177 (625 amino acids)
Molecular function (GO): oxidoreductase activity, acting on CH-OH group of donors; flavin adenine dinucleotide binding
Source: RefSeq, a predicted model, not a curated record
UUGGUAUAAUUUUUUAUUUUUCGAAAAUAAAUGCUUCAGUUAUCGAGUGGAGCGCGUCGCGUGCAGAACGAUUUUUAGUUCCGAUGGUUUUUUGGGUUGGGUUUGGGUGCAAGGCAAAGGAUUCUUGUGAGUUUGAAUUGCAUGUACAGUGCUUUUGACCAGUCAAUGAAACGCUGGCUAGUGUUAUUGGCAGAUAUCACAGAAGUGAAACUUGUGAGAAAGUGAAUUUAUGUUGUGUGGAUUAGAAGAUUGGUCAAAGAAAAAUUUGGAGAUCAGUGGAUUUGGAGCAAAAUUUGAAGAUGCUCUUUAGAAUCUCUCUCAUUCUUCUGCUGCCUCUCGUGCUUGGCUUGGUCCCUCCACCGGUACGCAUUUCCGUGUCGGGGAACUUUUUUGAAAUGCUUUUCGACGAAACCAGUAUAUUUCUGCGGAAUGACACGGUGAAACGCAUCCCGGACACUAAUCACUUCCUCAAAGAGUACGAUUUCAUUGUGAUCGGUGCCGGUUCGGCGGGUUCUGUGGUAGCGAACCGCCUCUCGGAAGUCAAAGACUGGAACGUGCUUCUUCUGGAGGCCGGAAAAGACGAGAACAUGCUCACAGAUGUUCCCCUGACGGCUGGAUUGACUACCCUCACAGGUUACAACUGGGGCUACCGUGCUGAUCCGAUGAAUGGUGCUUGUCUUGGUUUGCAGGAUGGAGUUUGCAGUUGGCCAAAGGGGCGUGGCUUAGGUGGAACCAGUUUAAUCAAUUUCCUAAUCUACACCCGUGGACACAGAAAAGACUACGACGAUUGGGAACGUGCCGGAAAUACCGGCUGGGGCUACCGAGAGGUACUGAAGUACUUCAAAAAGUCGGAACGGGUGAAAAUAAACAACUUGAAAAGAUCUCCUUAUCAUUCCGGCGAAGGCUAUCUCGAUAUAGAGCACUCGUCGUAUGAAACGCCGAUGCUGAGGUCGUUCAUAGAAGCAGGGAAGCAAAUGGGAUACGUGGAGACUGAUCCUAAUGGAGAAAGCCUUUUGGGUUUUUCAAAAGCUCAAGCCACUAUGCGUAACGGAAGGCGUUGUAGUACGGCUAAAGCAUUUCUCAGGCCCGCCGCUUAUAGACCCAACUUGCACAUUUCCACACUUUCGAGGGUUACGAGAAUUCUGAUUGAUCCUAUAACGAAAUCAGCCUAUGGCGUAGAGUUCCUCAAGCACAAACGACGGUAUGCAGUAAAAGCAAGCAAAGAAGUUGUUCUCUCCGCAGGAUCGAUUGCCUCACCACAACUUCUGAUGCUAUCGGGAGUAGGACCAAAGGAGCACCUUCAGGAAGUGGGUGUUCCCGUUGUGAAAGACCUCAGAGUAGGCUUCAAUCUGCAAGAUCACGUUUCUUUACCUGGCCUGGUGUUCACCGUAAAUCAACCAGUUACGGUUCGAGAAAGAGAUAUGCGUGCUCCGCCGGUUGUGUUGGAUUACUUGUUGAACGGAAGAGGACCUUUUACAAUUCCUGGUGGUGCGGAAGGAGUUGCAUUUGUUAAAACCAAUAUUACAUUUUUGCCUCCAGACGUUCCAGACAUAGAGUUGGUGCUAGGCACAGGGGCUUUUAAUAAUGAUGAUUCGGGAUCGUUGCGAACAGCGUUCGGUUUGUCAAGGGAGUUUUACGAGAAGACCUACAGUUCGAUUUUGGGACAGCACGCAUUCACCAUUUCACCGGUUUUACUGAAACCCAAAAGCCGCGGACGAGUUAUGCUGAAAAGUCGAAAUCCAUUCCACUGGCCCAGGAUGCAGGGAAAUUUCUAUCAGAACUAUGAUGACUUGAGGGUAUUGCGAGAAGGCGUUAAGCUUGCAGUUCAAAUAGGAGAGUCAUCCAAGUUUGCAAGAUUCGGUGCCAGAUUGCAUCGGACGCCGUUCCUGGGUUGUGAGAAUCAUAUCUUCAAGAGUGAUGAAUACUGGGAGUGCUGCAUUCGUCGAAUAGGAACAAGUUUACAACAUCAGUCCGGAACGUGUAAAAUGGGUCCACCCAGUGAUCCGAGUGCAGUGGUGAAUCCGGAACUUCUCGUCUACGGUAUAAGAGGUCUACGAGUGGCGGAUUGCUCGAUAAUGCCCGAGAUUGCGGCUUCUCAUACAAACGCUGUGGCCAUAAUGAUUGGCGAGAAGGCUGCCGACAUGAUCAAACAGUACUGGAGUAAUGAAAUUCGAUAGCGGGCAUUACUCAAUGAUAUAUGGAACAAGUUCUAGUCAAUAGGAACGAAUGGUUAAUUAAGUGGUUGACUUAAACGACAUAUUGCUCAAUUUAUAAGAAUAAUGUCACUUGGAUAAUCUGGUGCAGUUUUAAAUUUUGAGUAAUGAUUAUUGUGUGAUGUUUUGUGUUUUAGUGUAUAUUUAAUUGCGAUUAGUUUUGUGUGACUAUGUGUGUAUAUAGCAGUAGGAAAAAAGAUUGAACGUAAAAUAAAAACGAAUACAAGAAUUUUGUGAAA